CAAAGGCGCUUUAGGCGCCCAGCUGCACGGCAGCCCAGCUACGCAUCCGCUGCACAUUUGAAGCCUUUGCAGUCGUUGAUCAACCUCUCCCUACUGCCUCUUGCUUCGCUCUGACUCUAUCGUCUCUUUGCACAUCCUUCGAGCUGCAUCCUAGUGCGCGCCUGUCAUGGCUCGCAUACCCAACCUCUCCGCGUCCACAGACAGCUACGUCCGGACCAUCACUCACUUGAAGGACCAGCCUCGCGGCGAUGAGGCGCUCGAUAUGCUGAAGCGCGUUGCGUCGCUUGCGAAACCCAUCAUGCGCAAGAGAAGCUGGCAUCUGCCGACGCUGGGCGAGUUCCUGCCCGACGAUCCUAAUUUACUAGGCAUCAACGUCAACCGCGGCCACCAGAUCUUCCUCCGCCUCCGCCCCGCCGCCAACCCGUCCACCUUCUACGACCUCGAGUUCGUGAUGGGAACCAUGCUCCACGAGCUCACGCAUAACCACCGCGGGCCGCACGACGAGGUAUUCUACAAGUACCUGGAUGGGCUGGAGGACGAGUACGCGGCGCUGAAGCGCUCGGGGUAUGCGGGGGAGGGGUUCUAUUCGAGGGGGAGGGUGUUGGGUGGGGUGCCGGGGAGGAAGUUGGGUGGGCCAGGAGUGGGGAUGGGGAGGGGUGUGAGGUUAGGUGGAGUGGGCGCGGGAGGAAGCAGAGCGGGGGGAGGAGCAGGUGCGGGUACGAGGCUGGGUGGGAGAGCGGGUGGGCCAGGGUACGCGACUGGGAGCGAAGGAAGAACAGUCGGCAGCGGUGCAGGGGGCACGGGACGCGUACUUGGUGGCCCCGCAGGCGCAAGCGCUUCGGACAAGCGGCGCGCAGCGGAGGCGGCGGAGAAGCGACGGCAAGGCGCCCGUGUUCUGGGUGGGCAGACGCGGGCACCUUUGUCACCAAGGGAAGCGGCAGCGCAGGCCGCCAUCCGCCGGGUCCGUGACUCCCACUCCUGCGCAUCCGCCGCGCAGGGUCAGGCGCAACAAGAGGCGCAGAAAGCCACGCAGGCGAGCGAAGUCAUCGACUUGACGCUCGAAGACGAUAAGUUCGACUACAACGACUUCGUCUUCGACGACGACGAUAUCAUGAUCGUCAACGAUGGCAAUCCUAUGAUCGUUGGUGGCAGUACCGAGGUCAGCGAGAACGAGGCAGGACCCAGCAAUACGACAGCUCAGCGGUCUUCUGUUGACGUUGGCAAAAUCAACUACGACGACUUCAUUUUCGACGAGGACGACAUCAUGAUCGUUGAGGAUGAGGCCGGACCGAGUAAUAGGCCAGCUCCAAAGCCUGCGGUCGAUGAGGAUGACGACGACAUCGAGAUCGUCUUCGACGGGACGGUGAAGCAGAAGUUUGCCACAAAUGUAGCGCGACCUGGUCAUCCAAGACAAAAAGUUCCUGCAUCGCCAAACAACCCUUUUGGUCGACCAAACGAGAAGAACAGUCCUCCCCGCCAGUGGACCUGCGCCAUAUGCACCCUCGUCAACGAUGAGAAUGCCUCACAGUGCGACGCGUGUGCUGCCCUCCGACCCGCACCACCGAAAGCGGACCACUGGACGUGCUUGCGGUGCGGGGAGACGCCGAUACCGAAUGACUUCUGGUCUUGUAGGUUCUGUGGGUUCGUGAAGACGAAGAGCUGACAGUGCGUUCGGUGUGCGUGUAUGGCAUAUCAUCUUCACCCUGGCGCGUCGCCGUAUGGGCUACAUGUUCUGUAGUAGUCGUUCUUUGACCACACUACUAUGCUACACUGUUCAUUCCUAUGCUACAAUUCUUCUCGUCUCGGCUUUGUACAUGCUAUCGCGCUACCCUGCUUUAUAACUUAUGCGAAGGAUUUUGACCGUUGAAGA
Messenger RNA from Schizophyllum commune H4-8, 1870 nucleotides. Its product is annotated as WLM-domain-containing protein. NCBI's taxonomy places the organism in Eukaryota, Fungi, Basidiomycota, Agaricomycetes, Agaricales, Schizophyllaceae. The coding region runs from base 167 to 1663 and encodes 498 amino acids. The transcript has 4 exons. The record is from RefSeq and is a predicted model, not a curated record.